ACUCUGGCCCCACAUCGCACUCCAGCUUGCACUCUCUCCAUACACGCUGCCAGCAAACACCCAUGUCAGGCUUCCUCAACUCGAUCGGUCGUCUCCGUGCCCCUAAGCGAUCCCCCACCAACACUCCCACUCAGCAGGGCUUCUUUGAUCCUCUCCCUUCUCCGGGCGUCGAGAACGCCAACCAAUCGUAUCGGCCUCCAUCUCCCGGGCCCAAGCCCCUCUAUCUAUGUCAGCCGUUUGUGAAGGCCGCGCUCGUUAAAGGUAGUUUUAAGACUAUCGUUGCGCCGCCCAAGUAUGUCGACAUCAACGAGUGGGUGGCCAUCAACUUGUUUGAUUUCUAUCAUAACCUCAAUCAAUUCUACGGCGUUUUGACAGAGUUUUGCACUAUGCAGAACUGCCCUACGAUGUCUGGUGGAAAGACUCUAAACUUCCUUUGGCCAGAUCACAACCAGAGACUAGUCUCUCUGGCGGCGCCAACGUACAUUGAUUUCGUAAUGAGUUGGUUACAAAAGCUUUUGGAGGAUGAAAAUGUCUUCCCUACAAAGUCUGGGAAACCGUUUGACCACUCAUUUGCCUACACGGCUAAGCACAUCUAUAAGCACCUUUUCCGUAUUUUUGCCCAUCUUUACCAUGCCCAUUUCGAGCAAGUCCUCCACCUCUCCAUCGAAGCGCACUUCAAUUCUCUCUUCGCCCACUUCCUCGCAUUCGGAAAAGAAUUUGAUCUUUUGGUAAUGAAGGACCUUAUGACCACCCAGGGUAUGGGACAAGGUGUUGCGGAGUUGAGCGAGAAGUGGAGGCAGAUGGGUAUUUUGGAGUCAUAAAAGAAUCGGAAAAAUAAUGCGUCAGAGUUGAUCUCUGGAUUUCACGGAACGAGUGAGAGAUGAUGAGAGAGGAUAAGGUUGCAUAGCUCUGCAUUGGGUGGUCUGUGGCUUGUCAACCGAGGUGGACCCGUUGAUACGGCGAGAGCAAUUAGUCAGCUGUUGUAGAUUCUUGUUUCAUAUAUAUGCAUGCUAGAGACGAUAUUCAUG
Molecule: messenger RNA, 1028 nt
Organism: Cryptococcus deneoformans JEC21
Lineage: Eukaryota; Fungi; Basidiomycota; Tremellomycetes; Tremellales; Cryptococcaceae
Product: maintenance of ploidy protein mob2, putative
Exons: 5
Coding region: 63-821 (252 amino acids)
Biological process (GO): cell division; positive regulation of protein phosphorylation; signal transduction
Cellular component (GO): cytoplasm; nucleus
Molecular function (GO): protein kinase activator activity
Source: RefSeq, a predicted model, not a curated record